Molecule: messenger RNA, 174 nt
Organism: Diorhabda sublineata
Lineage: Eukaryota; Metazoa; Arthropoda; Insecta; Coleoptera; Chrysomelidae
Product: 40S ribosomal protein S29-like
Exons: 1
Coding region: 4-174 (56 amino acids)
Biological process (GO): translation
Cellular component (GO): cytosolic small ribosomal subunit; ribosome
Molecular function (GO): zinc ion binding; structural constituent of ribosome
Source: RefSeq, a predicted model, not a curated record
AAAAUGGGUUUCUCAAAUAUCUGGUAUUCUCAUCCUCGUAAAUAUGGACAAAGAUCCAAAUCGUGUCGGGCUUGUUCCAACAGACAUGGGGUUAUCAUGAAAUACGGUUUAAACUUAUGCAGACAACGUUUUAGGGAAUACGCCAACGACAUAGGAUUCAAAAAGCUGGAUUAA